Molecule: messenger RNA, 4544 nt
Organism: Monomorium pharaonis (pharaoh ant)
Lineage: Eukaryota; Metazoa; Arthropoda; Insecta; Hymenoptera; Formicidae
Product: FYVE, RhoGEF and PH domain-containing protein 4
Exons: 7
Coding region: 756-3080 (774 amino acids)
Biological process (GO): filopodium assembly; cytoskeleton organization
Cellular component (GO): cytoplasm
Molecular function (GO): metal ion binding; guanyl-nucleotide exchange factor activity
Source: RefSeq, a predicted model, not a curated record
GCAUAAAACAAUUCCUCCUUCUUUGCUUCGCAUUGCUCCAUAAUUACUUUCGUGAUUUAUUGCAUUUUUAUUGAAAAAUUAACAAAUUAUUUAUUUCACAAGUGACGCUACCUAUCGGCCACGCAUCGUAACUGCAUGGCUCGGUAAUCAACGGCGGAAAUAUUUAAACGUACAUUUUUAUCAUCAGAGGUCCAGGAAUUGUAUUAUCUUUAGAUGAUUAAGUAUUACAUUAUCAUCGGCGAAAAUCAAUACGCUGUACGCGAUGGAGUCUUCCAGAGUAGCACGUGUGAUGUCGCUGGCGUCGCGUGGGGGUGGUCGAGUAUCGACGCGUAUCCCAGACGAAUUUGUGCAAGUCGGAGUACCUGGUCGCUGGUGCCGCUCCGCGCUGAUCGGAGUCACUUACAUCGGCGUCUCGGCCAAGUCCGCUCAAAGUGCAGUGCACCGUGCAUACUUUUAAGCGUGCAUUCGGACGCAUUUGUUCGCGUCGCGUUUCUCGUCUCCGUCCCCGUGACAGUUCGCGCGAUGCGGUAACCCCGGCUGAUCAACCCCGGUAACCCACGUUCAAUUCGUUCUGCCACGGAGACAGGUGAUUUCCAAGGAGCUUCGGAGUCCCGAGAGAGAGAGAGACAGUGAGAGUGAGACAGUGAGGAAGAUCCGUUUCGUCAGCCUGGCCUAAACGUCAUCAUUAUGCCCGCACCGAGCCGCGUGUGCCUGUUGCUGUUCCGCUGCGCUACGAGCGAUCCCGAGGCAAGAGGAUGCAACGAAGUCAGCUGAGGGACAUCUCAUCCUGGAUGACGCGUCUGUUCCCGGAGCCUGGGGACGGUAGUAGUCGGACGAUCGAGGGAUUCAAGAUGUUUGGUACGAAAAAUAAUUCGCCCACCAGUACAUUUUACACUGAUCUGGAAAUCACGGACGACAACAACAAGCAAGAAUUUCAACAGGAGGAUGAACAUUCCAAAGCAGCGCCACAUUUGCAACCGGAACAGCCGACCAGCGCGACCAGCGAAAAUGGAAACUCGCAGGAUUCGGAGGACACAGCAACAGGUGUCGAGGAGCAACGAUACGUUAGACAUUCCUUCCACAGGAUCGCCAGUUUCGGUGGUUUCCCGAGAUUUCAACCGUUCGUCAUGUCCGCUUCCACGCCCGCCGAGUGCAUCGGUAUCACGAGGCACGAGGAAACUUCAACGGAAACGUCCUACAUUAAAAUGUCGCAUAGUGUUCUAGAAUAUAGGAGUAGCAGGUACGUAGCUUCAGAGAGGAGGUCACAUCAGUAUACGUUAGAUACUUACGCAGUAAGCGAAUCCGAGAGCGAGGAAGAAUCAGAAGAGACGAGAUCCUCGGAAACAGACUCCGCCAUAGUGGCUGAUCACACAGAAGAGUCGAUAUCGGAGCCUAAACUGCUCGCAAAGAAGAGUUCUCCUGACUCGAAGCGGAAGAAGGCGUUACACGUGGCGCAGGAGUUACUAGCGACAGAGAAAAAUUAUGUAAACAUUCUACAUCUGAUCGAUCAGGUGUUCCAAUUCAGGGUCGAUCAGGAAAACCGAGCACAUCCAAUGUUCCCUCCAGAGACUGUCCAGCACAUGUUUUCAAAUAUUAAAUCUAUUUAUAAAUUUCACAACGACUUUCUAUUGCCGCAAUUCGAGGAGAGGAUGCAGUGUUGGGACUCCAAUCCGAAAAUCGGCGAUAUAAUGAAGAACUUUGCGCCGUUUCUCAAAAUGUACACAGAAUAUGUGAAGAAUUUCGAUUACGCUAUGAAUUUGAUAAGCACUCUGCAAAACAAAGUCCCCAGGUUUGCGGCAAUUGUUAACGAAAUUCAGAAGCUCGACGAAUGCGCCAAAUUGUCGCUGGCGCAUCAUAUGUUGAGUCCCAUACAGAGGCUGCCGCGAUACGAGCUCCUUCUUAAGGAUUAUUUGCGAAAUCUCACCGAGGAUAAUCCAGAUUACGAAGACACAAAAAAGGCUCUAGAAUUGGUAUCAACCGCUGCGAAUCAUACAAAUGAGGCAAUGAAAAAGAUUGAUAAAUUCAAAAAACUUUUGGAAAUCCAAGAGAGUAUCUAUGAUGCGACUGAUCUAGUCAGUGCGACUCGCGAGCUAAUAAAGGAAGGACGUAUAGUGAAAAUUUCAGCACGUAGUGGCGAUCAUCAGGAGAGACAUUUGUUUUUGUUUAGUGAUUUAUUAUUACUCUGCUCAAUAAGACUGAUACCCGGUCCUAUGUACCGAUUAAGAGCUAAAUUUAUGGUGGAAAAUUUACAAGUGGUUGAGGGAGACAAUCUAGAAACCGCAAAUACUUUUUACAUAAGGGACGAAAAUAAAAGCGUCGAGUUGUAUACACACGCCGCCGCAGAGAAAGCAGCAUGGUUAGACGCGCUGUUCCAGACGAUGGAGGAGAUCAUGAGACGCAAGGCCAGUCUGAAAACUGGGAAUGUUAAGACUUCCUUGGUUAAGGCUGAUGAUGUAACCAGAUGCAUGGUUUGCGAAGUUAUUUUCUCUGUGAUGAAACGAAAACACAACUGUCGGGCUUGUGGAAUAGUGGUUUGUAGUAAAUGCUCAAAUCAGAAAUUAUUAUUUGAAGACAAUAAAAAUAUGAGAGUAUGCAGACUAUGUCAUGCCGCACUUACUCAACCGCUCACUAAAUCACCAUCGUCGCCGUCUGGACCAGUGCCAAGUUUGCUACAGGUAUUGGCAAGCGCGCCAUCAGUAUUAUCCGGAUACCUGUUACUAAAGACGCAGGCGAGCAAGCCUUGGAUUAAACGAUGGUUCGCGCUACACGUUGACUUCGUUUUGUACUCGUUUAAAUCGGAGUCGGAAAGAAUGGCCAUGACAGCAACGCCUAUGCCAGGCUUUAUAGUUACGGAAGGUACUAAACUACCCGAUGAAGACCCCUUGAACACGAAGGAUCGAAUGAGAGCGUUCAAGAUCUAUCAUUCGAGAAAAUGUUACUAUCUUCAAGCGUCUUCUCAAGAGGAUAAAGAAAAAUGGAUGCACGCAUUAGAGUUGGCUACGAAAGCUGAACUACCUCAUUUUACGCAGGUGGAAAACGAAAACGCACAAGAAAGUCAAUCGAUAGAUGAUGUACAAUGAAUAUUCGUACCUUUUUAUCUACCAAACUAGCCAAUUUUUUACUAUUAUAUUCGUCGUGAGAAGACGAUGUAGCAAUGUAAGAUAAUCGUUAGUAGUUAAUUAGCUAUAUUUAAAAUGACGUUAACUUAUGUUAUAUAUAUAUAUUGUUAUUAGUAUAUACACAUUACAAGAGAAAGAAAUCGAGUCAAUAGCGGCCUCCGCCGAAACGCUUGUUGUUUUGUAUAAUGUUCUGUUAUAGUAUAUUUAUAAAUAUAUAUGUCGUUUUAUCACGAUACGCUGUGCUGACCGUAAUUUGCAAUAAAGUCGAUACAUCGCGAUGCUUGAGAAGUUAAUUAUGCGCUCUAGUGAUAGUAUGUUAUUUAAGCUACGGGAUCGUGUUUAUUAAAAUUGAUUCUAGAAUCGAUUUUCUUAAAUAACGCAAUGGAUUCUAAAAUUUUAUCAAUAAAUUUAUUCCGUUAAUCACACAUUUCAUAGCUCUUAAAUAUAUCUUAGUAGUUCCUAUCUAGUUAUGAACAUCGCAAUAAUUAUAAAAUUUUAUUACAUGCAUUGGAGGUACUUUGAUACAAAAAAUGCAUAUGUCGGCUGUCUGCUAAUUAUCCUGCACCAGCGUAUUUAUCACGUUUCUUGAAUUGCACAUAUAAGUAUCCGUCAGCUGCGUACGUGAAUACGUAAUUGUGAAUGACAUGAUUGUCAUUGGGAACAUCUUUUUUGUUUGUUUCGUAAUAGAAGUGUAAUUCGAGAACAUCGUGUUACUGUCACAAUUAGUGGAACCAAUUUAGUAGAGUAAAUUUUUUAAAAAAUUUAAGACAAAUCGCCAUAUAGAUUUAUAUGUCGAGUUGAUAUAUAUGUAUAAAAAAUGAAAAUUGCGACAUAUCUCUUUUUUUACGUGAUAAAUUUUUUAUAUUGACUUAUAUGUUAUUAGAGCCUAAUAUUGAAUGCCAAAGAUAUACAAAACUUUUUGUUUUCUACCUCUGUUUUCAAUGGAAUAAAAUUUUUUAGAUUAGAAAAAUAUUCAAAAUUCAUCGCCUUUUACAGAAACACAUACACCUUUUUUGAUUAACCUAAAAUCUCGUAAUUUGAAAUAAAAAUGUAUGUAGUAGUUAAGAUUCUUUUCUUGAUAAAUACAUUUAUAUCUCAUUCUACAAAAUGACUCAGUCCCUUGAAUAACUAUUUCAUAUGAAAGCGUAAUCAUGUAUAAAAUGAAUGUGAUCGCGGUCAAAGUUCUUUUUGCCAUUAAAUGCUUUUUUCUCUCUCUUUCAGCUUAAUAACAGAUAUUAUUCAAUCAAUAAUAUUAAUGUUAAUAAACCUUUCAUAUUUUCUCUAAAAAAUUUAUGAUACGCAUACACAGAAAAAUAUAUUGAUUUCUAUAAACCUGGAUAAACUCGAUUAGUUUUGUACAUAAUUUAAUGAUAAUUUGUACAUAAUAAUCCGAUCUUUAUUUGACAAUAAAUGUAAAAUAAUCAA